AUGAACUUCUCAGAUGACGAUGAACAGAUGAAAUUCGAAAUCAAAGAUACUAAUGGCAAGACGUUCAAUGUGUUAUACAACGCGAUUCUGAAAUCAGCCACUUGUUCAUGCAAGCAUUUUGAACUGCAUGGGUGGCCAUGCAGACACAUAUUCGUUGUAUUGAAGGACGUGAAUGUUGAAGUUAUACCGAGUGCACAUAUUAUAUCAAGAUGGACGAAAAUGGCCAUUUUGGACCCAACGUUCUGCAUUGUUGAUGGUAUAACUGAACAAUGUGCUCAAAUUGAUGAUAGAAAACUCAUGGUGAAUAAAUUGUGGUCUGACAUACAUCUAUGCAUGGGACUGGUCGAGCCAUCCAUGGACCGCCUUGUCGAGUUUUCAAGAAUUAUUGUAAACCACAAGCACAAGUUGGUGACUGAACAGGAGGAUGUACCGGCCGGGACGAAAGAGCGUCGAUUUGAAACGUUUGUCGGCACGUCUAUCCCUCUGGAGGUGAACAUACACCCUCCGGCCAAAUCAAAGAACAAGGGCAGCGGGAAAAUGAUGAAAAGCGGAAAGGAGGAAGCAAUCGAAAAAUCCUUAAAAAAGAGACGUAUAUGCAAGACAUGCGGUGAGAGGGCAGGUCACAAUGCCCGGACGUGUCUCAAGAAACAAUGA
Molecule: messenger RNA, 654 nt
Organism: Striga hermonthica
Lineage: Eukaryota; Viridiplantae; Streptophyta; Magnoliopsida; Lamiales; Orobanchaceae
Source: the annotation of a GenBank genome assembly